Messenger RNA from Nothobranchius furzeri (turquoise killifish), 4351 nucleotides. It is a transcript of the gene phc3b, whose product is annotated as polyhomeotic-like protein 3. Lineage: Eukaryota; Metazoa; Chordata; Actinopteri; Cyprinodontiformes; Nothobranchiidae. The record is from RefSeq and is a predicted model, not a curated record. Gene Ontology annotation, cellular component: PRC1 complex; nucleus. Gene Ontology annotation, biological process: negative regulation of DNA-templated transcription. Gene Ontology annotation, molecular function: histone binding; zinc ion binding; chromatin binding.
GGGCGCAGUUCCGCCUUCCUCUCGGAGCUCCAGACCUUCCAUCGCUUUGCUCCAGCAGCGGACUGACCAGGCCCCUCACAGCUGCUACACGGUGGCCCUGAGCCGGGCUGAUUUCCGCCGCAGACCCGGCAGGUGUGACAGCUGCUGGUUGACCGGAGACCGGCAGACCCCAUAACCCCCCCUGGAUACCGGAUUAACGGACUACUCUGCGGACGAAACCCCGGGCUGUAAUGAAACCAUAAACAGAGUGCGACACGCAUGCAUCCACGCAUAAACACAUGAUAAACGGGCUCCUGCUGCGUGAUUUCUGCGUUUGGGCUCCGUGCGGGGCUCCAGGGCAGCGUUCGGGGUCCUGCGGCUCUAUAUGCGGAUUACCGGGAGGGGAAGCGGACGCGGUGCUGUCAGACGAGGAAGUGAAGCAUCAACACGCCCUUCGGAGCCCGCUGAAGCAGCCCAGACCCGCUCAUCUGAUAACACUUUAUCAACAUGCGCGCGCGCUCGGAUGGACCACACCUGGAGUAAACACCUGGACCACGACAUCUGCAGCAGCUUGUUUCAGACCUGAAUGAUGGACAAGGAGCUGCUCCGGCAGAACCAAUCUGAACAGACCUCCAAUGGCUCCGCCCCCUCAACACCUACAACCCCCACUCCCCCGAGACUCAUCCCCAACCCCAUGCUUCUGGACUCACCCGCUCCCACACCAACACCCACCACGUCCUCCCCUCCCCCUCCUCUCACCCCCGCUCCCUCCGUCUCUGCUAGCCAUGGUCCAAAGGCGGCUGUGGGCGGGGCUUUGUCUCCUCACAUCCUGGUUCCAGCUCCACCUAAACCUCCCACCCUGCGAACCUACUCCCGCCCCAUCCUCCCCUCCAACACUCCCAAAGCCCCCCCACAUCCCUCCUCCUCAAUAACAGCUCCACCCCCCUCUUCCACCUCUUCCUCUUCCCACACCUCCACCAGCCUCACCAACGGGAGCACCCGAGCCGGGUCCACCCCCACACCCAUCACAACCUUCCACAACCCUGCCAGCCCACCUGGCAGACAGGUGUCAUCGGCACAUCCUGUGGGUACACCUGGUCAUGUGAGAGCCAAUCAGAGCCCCUCACCUGUCAGACUCCUGGGAAAAGGUCUCAAAGGGUCUGGCCAAGACCAGGUGCUGCUUAGAGCUCAGAUGCUGAUCCUUACGUCUGCUAUGAGACCUGCACGCUCCUCCUCUUCCUCCUCUUCCUCUAACACCGCCUCCGCCCAGCUCCAGAGUCUCACCCUAAGGCCUCCUCCCCCCGGGACUCUCACUAUCCCCCCCUCCCUCAGGCUCAAGCCCCCCUCCUCGGUGCCGCUUCUCUCUCGCCCCAACACCCCUACCUUCCCUCCUCUCAGGCCGCGACCUCAGCCCAGCACCACGGCGACAGAGAGUCCGGCCACGCCCAGCCGCCACCUCCCCGUGCCCCCUCCAUCGCUCUACUCCCCGGUUCGGGCUGUCCCUCUCAGACCGAGGCUCCACCCACCAAACAGCCACAGAGCAGCGUCUCCUCGCCAGUCUUCCCCCCUCCACCCCGUCUCCGCAGCGCCCUCGUCCCUCAGCAGGACUCGGCCCGGGAUAAAGAGCUGUCCGUUGACUCAGACCCUGCUGGGUCCAGGUCCGUCCCAGCGUGUCCCGUUAUCGUCCUCCAGUCCGUUUGAGCGUUCUGCGGCGAGGCAGCUUCAGAUCAUCGCCCUGUCGUCAGGUCGGCAGCCCCACCCCGGCCACGCCGCGCUGGAGCCGCCCGAGCUGUCCGGCCAAUCAAAGAGGAGCGAAAUCUUACUUCCUCUUCCUCAGACCUCCUCCUCCUUAACUCCGGGUCCGACCUCUCCUUUGAGUCAAACCCUGACCCAAAAAGUAGAGCUGAAGGACAGAACCGAGCCGGGUGAGAAGAUCAGAGGAAUCAAAUCCGGAGUCCGAGAUGAGUGGAACGCCACGAAAGACGUCCAGGUGGAGAAGGAAGUUCAGCAGGACCAGGUGAAGGAGGAGGAGGAGCCUGAAACGGGCCGAGAGGAAGAGUCGAUGGAUGUGACAGAGGAAGGAGAGAAGGAUGGAGAGAGCAGAGAGAAGAAGGAGGAGGAGGAGGAGGGGGGAGGAGAGAUUCCAAUGGAGCAGUCUGAGAACCCGGUUCUGCUCCAGCAUCAGAACACGGGCCCCGUCCCGGUUCCUGAUACCGUUAAAGACUCCAGCCUGGGCCUCACUUCAGCACCAGUUCAGAAGCCAUUACCUGGGCCUAGGCCUGGACCAGGACCUGCACCAGGACCUGGACCUGGACCUGGACCUGGACCGAUUCAGACUUCUGGGCAAGGACUUAAGACACCAGAAUCCACUCAGACUCCAGGACCAGCUCAGAGACUUGGACCUGUUCAGAAGCCAGGACCUGGACCAGGAUCGGUUCUGCCUCCUGGACCAAAGCUGGUACAGACACCAAGACCAGUUCACAGACUUUUACCAGGACCUGUUCAGAAGCCAGAACCUGGACUUGGACCUGGACCAGGAUCCGUUCCACCUCCUGGACCUGGACUGGUUCAGACCCCAGAAUCAGUCUCGGUACCAGAAGUUCUGGUCCAGAAGCUCCAAGAGCCUCAGAGAGACCUGCAGCCCAUCAGUCAGGAGGACCUCUGUGAGAACAUGUCCACCCAGUCUGACAAUCAGUCAGCCUUGUCCAGCCUCUCCUCCCAGUCUCCCCCCUCCUCCCCUUUCAUCGCCUCCUCCACCCCCUCAUCAGAACAUCCUCCUCCCCUCCUCCCGGCUCACCCCGCCCCCCUUGCCCACCUCAGCCCACCGCCGGAGGAGGAGCAGAAAGUUGACAAAACGCCGUCUGAGUCUCAGCCUGACGCCGAACCUCUCUGCCAAUCAGAGGACGAGACCGAGAGCCUUGGCCAAUCGAUGAGCGGCCCCUGGGAGAUGAAAGCGUGGCCUGAAGGACGACAGGUUCUGACUCACCUGGUGGAGGGAUUCAUCAUCCAGGAGGGGCUGGAACCAUUUCCUCAGGCGGUCGGACCGUGUCCACUCACCUGUCCUGUCGUCCAGGUGAACCGCUCGUCCCUGCUGGUCCCAGAUCAGGUGACCAAACCCCAGGAAGUGAACAGGACCAACGGGAGAGUAGAGCUGCCGGUGACGGAGACGGUCAAACCAGCGGAACAAUCCACGGAUUCGGAUGAAGAUGGAGGCGGGGCGAACAAAACCAGAACCAGAUCGGGUCACAAGGACCGAGCGGUGCUGCACUGCCAGUUCUGUGGGAAACGAGGCCACGCCCACAACUUCAUGCGGUCCAAACGCUUCUGCUCCACUUCCUGUGCACGAGGGUUUAACGUCCGGCUGACGAAGCGUCUGAGGGCUCUGAGCGCCGGCAGCCGGUCGGAGCGACCUCGACCCGCUCUGAACCGGGCCGAGUCGGUACCAGGGAAGCCUCUGCUGCUGCGUCUGCCUCGGGAUCUGUGGAGCGCUGGUCGCCGGGAGAAGGAAGGAAAGGAGAAGGCCCCAGCGCCAGCAGUGGAGCAGGGGGAGGAGGAGGAGGAGCUGAGGGGAGGGGGGGAGGAGGAGGAAGAAGAUGCAGAACAAGAGGAUCCUGCCGUUGCCAUGGCAGCUAGAACAGAGCGACAGGCCGCUCGCAGAGUGAGGAGGGCUUCCGCGCCUGCCGUCACCACCUCCACUCCCACCACCACUUUCAGACCCGCCCCCUCUCAGUGGAGCGUGGAGGAGGUGGCGUCCUUCAUCCACACACUGCCAGGCUGCAGUGAUGUCGCCGAGGCGUUCCGCCUGCAGGAGAUCGACGGUCAGGCGCUGCUGCUGCUGACCGAGGACCACCUGAUGACCAGCAUGAACAUUAAACUGGGGCCUGCUCUGAAGAUCUGCGCUCACAUCAACGCGCUGAAGAACCAGUGAGGGGAACCGUCCAUGUGGGGCUGAAGCUGACACCAAGGAUGACAGAAAAAAGUCACAAAAAGAGGAAAAGUUCAUAUUAAGUUAUCAUUUACGUGGUUGUGCUGGAGGAGUGGCCUUAGCGGACAGAAAGAGAGAAUUCAGGAGGAGCCGAGGGUCGUUUUUGUAUCUUUGUGAAUAUUUUACAUGCCACUGGGGAGUGUACAUUUCAACUAUUUCAUGAAGGAUUUUGAACAUUUAAUAUAUGAAAAUUUUAGUUUUUUUAGGCCGUGCCGUUGAGACAGCGCUAUCGUCGUGGAGACGUCCGUGUGUGAAAGCGACGUAGUUUAAUGUUUUUUAUGGAUUUGCUCAGACAGAGGUCACAGCUGUAGAUGAAGUCACUUCAGGGUAGAAAUGGUGUCACGUUUUUAUGCUUGAAAUUAUUUAAUAAAUGAAUAAUUAAUCCAA